GUCGUAGCCGUUGUAGCCGUCGUUGUGUCGUCGUCGUCGUCGUUGUCGAAUUGUUGGCUUGUGUUGAGGUGAAGCGGGGUACCGAGUCUUGUCGGCGAGGGGUUACGAAGGGGCAAGGGAGAGGCACCCGUAGCUCCGCUUUACCGCCGCAUUCUCGAGCGUUCGUCUCCGUUCGUCUCCUCGUACGGCAAGCAGCCGAGUGAGCUCACGUCGUGUGUUGCGCGCAUAUCAUUAUUUCGUGUCUCGUGUCUCGUGUUCAACCUAGAAUACGGUUUCUCACGUAUAUAUACGUUUUUCAUUGGCGUUCCUCGAUGCAUCGUUACCGAUGCUGAUCGAGCCAUUACGAAUUUUUUCUUACGAUUUUUCUUACGUCGAUAAAACGACGGUGAAAGGUUUGUCGAAAGGAUAAAGCAGUGUGGUAAAAAUAUCUGGUGUCCGAGUAACGUGUUCUUCUUUUCCCUCUGCUCCGCCUUUGCGGCGCGUCUCUGUUGGCUUCGGGGCCGUCUCCUAUACGCGGUUUGCUAAAAUCCCGGCGCAGUUAUCGACGAAAUUGAGCAUCGUCGCGUCGAUCCAUGUAGCCUGCUACACGAGAGUGGAAAGGAAAUGUGAAAGACGGUGGGAGUAUCAAAGUGAUUCCUUCCCAGUGCACAGUUGCUUUUUCUAUUGGUGUUUAUUAUACGGUAUAAAUAGAGUUUCUUCGACUGGUGAAUAUGCUUAAAAAUCGACAUUGUGGAUAUUGAUAUUGAUAUUGAAAUUGAAAGUGUAAUAAAGAAUAAGAAGGUGUAAGAAAAAGGAUAAAUAAGGAACAGAAAGAGGAUUAAAGUGGUGGAUGUGAGCGAUAUCGGUGGUGUGUGGUGGUAGGUCGUUUGUGACUAGUCGCGUCAUCGAAUUUUCACGGGACGAAGGAAUCGUCGAGCAAAAUGAUGGGAAAGAGAACGCAGUGCUACUUGUGCGAUCUUCCCAGGAUGCCUUGGGCGAUGAUCACCGAAUUUUCCGAGCCUGUGUGCCGUGGUUGCGUGAAUUACGAGGGCGCCGACAGGAUAGACGCGGUAUUGGAAUCGGCCAAGCAAAUGAAAAAGGCACAUGGUUUCCACGAAGCCAGAUCGUCCACGUCGAAAGCGUACAGAACGUCCGGGCACACGGAACAUAACGGUGCUACUAAUUUAGACGUUCUACCUAUACAGAAUACUGGCCAGAGCCAUUCACGGCAUCACAAUAUCGCUGGUUACUCGCAACUACAUCAUCGAAAUUCAAUUACCGAAUUUAAUUCCGGCACCUCGCGGCAACAGAUCUCACGGCAACACGAAGAAACACACGAUAUCACGAAUGGUAUGAGAAAUAAUAACGUGAGAAUCCCGAACGCCCACUUAGCUGCUGUGGCGCAUCACGUGAACCUCAGUCACAACAGAGGCAUCGCACAGCUCAAACGUGGUAUCUCGACCAUCGACGAGGACGAACACGCCGAGAAAAGGCUUUCGCUCGAAGAACAACAUCCAGUCAGGCCUCCGUUGACCAGAGGUGAUUCCUUGCCAGCUGUAAGUCUCGCCGUUAGCUACGUACAAGACAGAAACAAGGAAAAACAUCCUGUAAGAGCACCCAGUUUCGAGACCGCCACUACUUUUAAGACCACUGGAGGAUACGUUGGCCCGUCUAUUCCUUUGGCGCCAGCAAAUGUAGCGGCGAAUGGUGGAGGUUCUCCUCUUCGUCCACGAACGAGUCCUCCACCACCGCCGCCACCAGCGCAAGAAGGUUCAACCGAUAAUUCACAGACGAAUCAUCACCAGGGUACAACAAAUGGCCCUUCGCCUAUGGCCGCGCUCAUGUCUGUUGCCGAUAAUCUAGCCUCACCCGAAUCGGUACCACAACCGCCAAACAAUCCGAGCCCGACCAGCAGAAGCCCACCGACCACGGCAACGAAUGCUCAGCAACGCAGUGCCUCCAGAGGUUCACAGCACAGCCCGAAUAGUUCAGGGUCCUCGGGCAGGAGGUCGAGCGGUUCAAGGCACGUCUCCUCGACGACCGUGACAACGUCGUCCGAAGGAGCGGUAGCGCAGGUUGCCGGUGCUGCUGAACAAGUAUCGGCACCUAUAUUAAAAUGCACCCUGUGUCAAGAACGUCUCGAGGACACGCACUUUGUUCAGUGUCCUAGCGUGCCUCAUCACAAAUUUUGCUUCCCUUGCAGCCGGGAAAGCAUAAAAAGACAGGGUGCUGGCUCGGAGGUUUAUUGCCCCAGCGGAGAAAAGUGUCCAUUGGCGAACAGCCAAGUGCCGUGGGCAUUCAUGCAAGGCGAGAUAGCCACUAUCUUGGGUGACGACACCACGGGCUCUGGGCUCAAAGUAAAGAAAGAGAGGGAAACUUAAAGAUUCUCUUUAACGUUUAAAUCGGGGCUAAAAUUUUGCACCCUCUUCAACUGAGGAGGGUAUCAUGGUGUGAAACCGUGAAGGUACACCAAAAACAAAUAAAUAGAAAAAAAAACACACACUUUUGGUAACGGUGAUACAAGAAGUUGGUGAUGACGUUGAAAACACCAACGUUCGAUUCGAGCCAAAGGCGUUGUCGGUGUAAAAUUGGAAUAAUCACCAUGAUUGUUGACGUUGUCGGGGGAAAGUGGACGAUUUUAUUUCUCAAACGACGAAACGUCCCGUUUCCGUUUCGCUGAAUCAGGCUUCAUGAAAGCUGAUGACCUGAUCGGCGGAGCUGUGAUUGUUUUCACCCGAUCGAUACGCCUUCGAUCGGGGAUUGUUUUCGACUUGGUCUUGAGAAGAAGUCUUUGGCAUAUUUGCACGCUGGCGUCGGUUUUAUGACACGUGUUUGUACAUACGGGGUUAUGUCGUAGAACGGUUUAACGCGCGAGAAACAAACGUGUAAUUUUCUCUCGAAUGAUAUACAAUAUAAACGUAGAGAAACCGAGAAGUGGAGAGAUUUUUGUGUCAGGGUUGGGUUUGUACUUAGGCUCGAUCUGCCUUUGUUUUAUCGUUUCUUGUCUCCGCGAAUGUUUUCGCGGUUUUUUUCGAGUACAACAGAAGCAACAACAACAACAUACAGAUACGUAUACACAGGACAAAUAUUUAACGUACACGUAUUAACACGUACGCCCGCACGAUUUUGCUUCAACCAUACACACACACACACACACACACACACAUACACCCCAUUACACUCAAAUACACUUUCUGUACACGUAUAGAAAAAGAAAGGUAUAAAACACGAUACCGCAAAAAUUGACCGUCUGUAUAUUGUACUUUAUUUUUACUCACGCUACAAUUGCGUAAUCGCGGAUCAACCGAAGCGACAAUGCUUUCGGUGUUUGAAUCGUCCUUUUCUAAUGUUUUAUUUGUAUACUCUUUCUACUACUGCUACUAUUACUACUAGUACUAUUACUACUACUACUACUACUACUACUAUUACUCCUACUAUUACUUCUACUACUACUAUUACUACUACUACUACUACUACUACUACUACUACUACUACAACACUCAUUGUACGAUAACGAAACAGAGGAGAAAAAGAAAAAAGGAAAAAGAAUGGCGGAAAUAUUUAGACCCAGCGUACGGGUUUUUUCUGUACAUUGUGUAUAUGUGUACAUACCGCGUUAUUAAUAAAACUUACGACUAAAGGAGUAACCAUUUUUAAAUGUACAAAAGAAACUUACAUUUGUUUGCGUAUUAAUAUCCGUUAAAUUAUUUUCUUUCUUCUUUCUUUCGAAUUAAUGUAAAAGAUAAUCGUGCGUCUAAAGAAGAAAAAUACUGCAAGACGUUUGUGUUUAAAACGCUCGUCGCGUUGUUUUUCUAUGCGUACUACUUGGUUUUUCUUUUCUUUUCCUUUUUCUUUCGUUCAUGCGAAUCGUGAAAUGUUGUAUAUCUCUUUGAUAUUCGAAGCCAGAAUGGGGGCUGGCUCGAAGGGGAGGCGAACAUCGUUCUUGUUUCAGUCAUUUGUAAAACGGAUCUUAAUUGUCCGAUCGUGUAACGUCCACUUUCGCCUUUAAGUUAAUCGCUAGACUUUAAGUGAGGGCCUUUUGGUUUUUCAUUUUGCCGAUGAAAAAGAAGGUACGCCCGUCAAAUAGGAACCAUACACUCGCUAUGUCUUAAAAAAAAAAAAAAAUAAUAAUAAUAAAAAAAAACGUGUAAAACAAAUGGAAAAAAAGAAUCACAAGCAUACGUAACGUUCUCUUGCUGGUGUCCGAGAACCUUUUCUUCUUUUUCGUUGUUUUUCUCACCAAGAAAAAGGAUUUUUCGGAUACACAGGCAACUCCUUUUUUGUAUAUAUUUGUAUAAAAGAAGAAGAAAAGAAGAAAAAUUUUUUAAAACAUAUUGGCACAACGCGAAAGGAGCGGCGAUCGAAAAAUUUACUCGCGAAACGAGAUUAGCGGUGCCGCGGACAUUUUCUUUUUCUAUCAUCGUUGUCGAGAGAGAAGGGCUCUGAAAAUCAUUUUCAAGCGGAAUCUUGAGGAUCGUUUCCCUUGGUCAACGGCGCUCUUUGUUUUAUUUUUAUUCUUUUUUUUUUUCCUUGAAUUUCCUCGUUGUUUCGUGAUUGAAACAACCGUGUUUAGAGGCUAUCUGCGUAGCGUUAAGCGGCUUAUGUACCGAGAUAUCGUGGAAAAUUGAUUAAACGAGAGAGGGAGAGAAUGUAUGAAAAUUGUACGCGAGCGAGAGAGUGAAAAUGUAAGAAAGGAGAAAAGAGCAAAGUUGAUCGUAGCAAUACUUAACAGAGGCUGUACGUGAUAUUUUUUAGUCCAAGGCAGGUAGUUUCUACCUUCUUCAAUGUCAAAGGUGAUUAACGGUACUCGUUUAUGGGUUUAUACCUAUCCGCUUGUAAGACAAACAAACAAAACAAAAAAAAGAAUACUUUGUAGCAAAAGCAGUUGUGUUAGUUUCUCAACGCAGAUACGACCUCUUAUUUCUUCUUUUUCAUCACACGUAUGAUUUGUGAACCGGUACUCUCUUAGAAAGUUGGUUCUUUGACGGUUUCUUUGUUCUUUUUUUUUCCUUUUUCUUUUUUUUUUUAUUUUAUUUAUUUUAACUGUGAACGAUUGAAUUAUUGCGAGCGAGCCGAAGAAGAAUUCUUAAAACGGAUUAUUGUUACACUUGGUUUCGUCCAAUUUGUCGUCUACCGAACAUUUAAUCUUUCUCUUUGGUGUUAUUCGUUGUCUUUCGCACUGUCGACGCUUGCUCAAUUUACGAAAGGAAGAAAACUAACGAACCCUUAUUUCAGUUCCCUUUUUUUUUCCUUUCUUCUUAUUUAGGAGCGCAAACGUUUUUUCAUAUAGAGCCUGUAUUUAUCGUUCGUUUCGUUUCAUUUUCGUUUUGUUUCAUUUCCUAUGAUUCUCGUCAAAAUAGCUUAUACACAGAAUACACACGAAAGCGGAAGUACGAAAUAAUACGUCGAAUAGCAAUUGUAGUAGUGGAUAAUGAAAUUUUCUAGUAUACCAUACCUCGAAGAACGCGUAAACACUGUACUGUUUAUCGUAUGUAUGCAACAUGCAAAAGCAAAAUAUAUGUGUUGAUGUGUAAUAA
Molecule: messenger RNA, 5516 nt
Organism: Osmia bicornis bicornis
Lineage: Eukaryota; Metazoa; Arthropoda; Insecta; Hymenoptera; Megachilidae
Gene: Pits
Product: interferon regulatory factor 2-binding protein 2
Exons: 5
Coding region: 921-2360 (479 amino acids)
Biological process (GO): regulation of transcription by RNA polymerase II
Cellular component (GO): nucleus
Molecular function (GO): transcription corepressor activity
Source: RefSeq, a predicted model, not a curated record